GAUUCAGUUGGCCUUAGCCUGGACCUCUGAGGUCUUCGUGACGCACAGUGCGGGCUUGGCGAACAAGGUGCUGGAAUACUUCACGAACAUGCAGCAGAAGAGUCAGAAGAGCAUGGCGUCCCAGAAGGAGGUGUCCCAGGAGGCGUUUUUCGCAUCCCAAGUCCUCGGAUGUAUUGAGCAAGCUCGCCGUCAUGGCGGGUUGGACUCUGAGUGGACCAGCAUGUUGGCCGAGGCCAUCACGGCAAUCGGCAGCAUGCAUGCGCGGGUGGACUCCAUACUCAGAGAUCACGGCUGGCUGGGAAAUCAGUUCUCCGCGCCACCACGGAUCGACGAGCUCGCGAAAGACUUAGAGAGCUGUCGCAAGGCACGGGGUUAG
Symbiodinium necroappetens is the source of this 376-nucleotide messenger RNA. NCBI's taxonomy places the organism in Eukaryota, Dinophyceae, Suessiales, Symbiodiniaceae. The record is from the annotation of a GenBank genome assembly.